AUGAAAGUGGAAACUCCAAAAAAGCCUUCGUUGCCUUCCAUCGACGCUCUUCCAAAGCAGACAACAUAUUCACUCCCCCCGUUACUGUCACUCCUUAAUCAGCAUGAUAGACCAGCGUUUCCUGCCUUUGGCGCUUUACCUCCUUCCACGCCUCGCUUCAUUCUUCCUCCCAGAUCAGUGUCUGACACUUCGUUACCCACCAGCAUUCCAGUAUACACAAACCCCACAUCUACCGCUGUGCUAACGCCUUUGGACACAAAUUCAGCUGUAAGCUCCACGCCAGCACUGGGGCCCGCUUCUGCUGCAAACACCUCUGUGGACUCAGAGGCUGACAUUUCCAUGAACACCUCCAUCAACGAUUCAAUGGUGAAGCCCACCAUGAAAAGAAAAGCGGCUUCUACUGUUUCUCCUACAAAGGAUUUUGCAUUCAUUAGCCACUCCCCUGCAACAUACCCAUCACAAGAACCUUCAAUUGACAAUGCAUCGUUAGCUCGUAGGAAGAGAAGAAGAACCUCUCCUCACGAGUUGGCCAUCUUGAACCAGGAGUUUGAGCUUGGCUCCACGCCAAAUAAGGUGAGACGAACGGAAAUAUCCAAGAGAGUGAACAUGACAGAGAAAGCAGUCAAGAUCUGGUUUCAAAACAAGAGGCAGUCCCUUCGCCGUCUUAAAAGUACAGACAAAGAGAUCACAGAGUUGCCCCCUACGCCAGACUCUUCUGUGGUGGUGUCUGCUCCAGUGACUGACACCGCUCCAACGCCAAUCGUGGAGAGUACUCCAAUCAAACCAAACUUGAUCAAAUCACAUUCACAGGAGCUGGUGAAUAAGGUAAUGGACCAGCUGUCACCGAUCAGAUCAUAUUCCACGCCUUCAUUGCAAAAGCACCAGUUCAAGAAGGACAGGCCUACGAAACUGCCAUUGCUUUCAAGAAUGCUUGCAGCUGAAGAUGACAAAGCCUCCGGGAAGGAGAACGGGAACUUGGUGUUAAAUCUUACCAACAAGAAACAACCUGACUUCAUUCGCUCGGCUCCUGCUGCCGCCUCAAACCAAAUGAUGACGUUCAAAUUAGCACCCUCAACUGCUGGUGCUGUUAACACUCCCACAUUCGUAGCUGCUAACAAUGCAACUCGAACUAGCAAAAGAUCGUCACGUAAACCGCUCGGGGAGAUUGACACAAACACAAUACCUGCUCCUUCGGCUAAGAUGGCACACGAAUCACAGUGCGUGCAUAACUUGCUAUCCUUGAAAAGCGGAAACUAUUGA
Messenger RNA from Candidozyma auris, 1260 nucleotides. RefSeq lists its product as uncharacterized. The coding region runs from base 1 to 1260 and encodes 419 amino acids. The transcript has a single exon. NCBI's taxonomy places the organism in Eukaryota, Fungi, Ascomycota, Pichiomycetes, Serinales, Metschnikowiaceae. Gene Ontology annotation, molecular function: RNA polymerase II cis-regulatory region sequence-specific DNA binding; DNA-binding transcription factor activity, RNA polymerase II-specific. Gene Ontology annotation, biological process: cell differentiation; regulation of transcription by RNA polymerase II. The record is from RefSeq and is a predicted model, not a curated record.